AUGUCUGUCCUGGCUGAGCCCAACGUUACAGUCGCACUCCCUUUUGCGCCGGUUUUUGCACCGUUCGACGUCGAUAUUGGCGUCUUUUCUCCAGCCUCUUCAAUAUUUCAAAUGGCUAAGGACAGUGGUGGGCUCACCUCUGUCGAGACGCGUCCCCUCGUAUUUCGGACGGCUUUACAGCCCCAGGGCGGAGUUCAGUCGUGUCCAGCAGGCAGCGACAUUAUGGUCAGGGCAGUGGAACCGGGCGGCAAAAGGACGUCGCACCAACAAUACGAAAGACGCAAUACUCCGUAA
Messenger RNA from Sporothrix schenckii 1099-18, 294 nucleotides. RefSeq lists its product as uncharacterized. NCBI's taxonomy places the organism in Eukaryota, Fungi, Ascomycota, Sordariomycetes, Ophiostomatales, Ophiostomataceae. The record is from RefSeq and is a predicted model, not a curated record. The coding region runs from base 1 to 294 and encodes 97 amino acids. The transcript has a single exon.